GCCAUUUCUCACUUCAUCCCAUCAUAAAAUGAAGGGUUGGAAUUGUUUGAAAGAACCAUCUUUGUUCUUGGGUUGUUUCCUUCUCCUGUUUUUUCUGCGAUGGAAGUGAAGCUUACACAUAAAAAGCAUAUCUCCCCCUCAAAAUCUCUUCUUUCUAACCUUACAAAAACAACCUUCCCUCCUCACACCUUGCGUUUAAAACCCUGGGCAGCUGCUGAAAUCCAACAUUUCCAAGGCCUGGUCAAGAAAUGGAGAUUGCAGAACAAGACCAAGGACUAUUCCUGCGCUCAUGUGGUGAAAGAUUUCCACUGCAGGGGUGAAACUUUGUCUUCCAUUUCAAAGAUGUAUGGAGUGUCCGUUCAUUCAAUUGCAGCAGCUAAUAAGAACAUUGUCGAUAUUAACCUUGUUUUCCGAGGCCAACUCCUUAACAUCCCUUCUUCAUCCCUACUAGACACUCAACUUGACCGAGCCAAGAAAAGUAGGUUAUGGCAAUCCAUCCGUGCACUUAAAGCUCCUUCAGGGCAAAAGUUUUUCACCAUGAUAACUGCACAUUGUUUAUCAAAUCAGGCUAAAUCCACUGGUUAUUUUCUAGUUCUGGUCCCUCUUAUAGCGUUUUGCAUUGGAUGCAUAAUCGUUACCUUACAUACAAGAGUAUCCAGAAGCAUAAAGCACCAAGCUGCUGAUGAGUCUCAAGCACAUCAUCCUGGGGCAAAAGGCAGGCGAUGGAAGUCAGCUCUCAGUGACUCAGUGGAAGGAGAUGUUUUUGACUCUGAAUUAGGGCUUGAUUCUAAUAGUACAUCAGAAGAUGAAGCAAACAUUCAGAAUGAGGAGGCCUCUAAGGAUUAUGGUAGACUUGAACAUGAUUAUCAGAAAUUUCUUUCGGAAUGUGGCAUUAGUAAAUGGGGAUAUUGGAGGGGUGGUUCUCCUGGGGCCUGAUGGGACCCCUACUGUGAAUUCUUGGAUUCUUAUGUACAGAGUUAUAGUGAUUUGUGCCUUGCUUUUCUCCAAUACUUAGCUCAAUUAUUUUUAAUCCGUUUCUUGAACGUGUGAUUGGCUAUAAUAAUAAUAAUAAUAAUAAUAAUAAAGCUUCUGAAUUUUAGCUUUUUAUUUAA
Molecule: messenger RNA, 1112 nt
Organism: Gossypium raimondii (Peruvian cotton)
Lineage: Eukaryota; Viridiplantae; Streptophyta; Magnoliopsida; Malvales; Malvaceae
Exons: 6
Coding region: 100-936 (278 amino acids)
Source: RefSeq, a predicted model, not a curated record